Tetrapisispora phaffii CBS 4417 is the source of this 2154-nucleotide messenger RNA. RefSeq names its product Spo21p (gene SPO21). The record is from RefSeq and is a predicted model, not a curated record. NCBI's taxonomy places the organism in Eukaryota, Fungi, Ascomycota, Saccharomycetes, Saccharomycetales, Saccharomycetaceae. The transcript has a single exon. The coding region runs from base 1 to 2154 and encodes 717 amino acids.
AUGAGUAGUCAACAGGUCAACUGCGAUGUUGGAGUCGCUGACAAUGUCAAUGAUAACAAUAACGUACUUACUUCAGUGAGCUACAAUGAGAAUCAAAGUAGUGGCAAUCUGAAGGAGUCACAAUUUGAUAAAUCCGAAAAGAAGACUGGUCGAACACAUAGAGGUUGGUUGAGAAGGAGUAGAGGGAGAUCUGAAAACUUCGAAACAACAAAAUCAAUAAAAGAUGACGACACACAAAAGAAUGAAAACAGCAUUGAGUCUGACACUGAAGAUAUAGAUAUCAACGAUUGCAAGUUUAAUGGAAGUGGAACUUUUAGAUCAAGACUUCAAGCAAUUUUCAAAAGUAAUGUGGAUUUAUCGACCAAGAAGCCUGGAACAAAAAGUUCAACAAAUUUAGACAAAUUAAAUGUAUUACAAAGUCAGGAUUUAAAUGCGUCUGAAAGUGAGCACACCAGUUCCAGGUGGAAAUACCGAUUAAGGAACCACCAAGAUAGUCUCUCACAAAUUUCGCUAAGUAGAUCGACAACUUUAAAUCGAGAUGCCAUUAACGAUUUAUCUAAUGCAGAAAAAGUUAUAGAAAUGCAAGAACUUGAUAAGAGUUUAGAUAACGAUAAACGUUUUGAAGAUGAAGUAUUUUUGAAUGAGAUUCAAAGAAAGACAACAUUGAAUCAAUUGAAAGAUAACGUCCAAUCUGAAUGUUCGAAGUCCAAUACCAACAGUAUAAGUGAUAUUGGAAAAGUAGUUGCUAGAAACACUGAUAAUGAUGAUGAUGUAGCUGACUUACAAAGUAAUUCAAGUUCUAUUGAGAGAGCUGCUAUAGUAAAAGAAAAAUGUGAGAAUAUCUUUUCUCCUGCUGAUUAUAAAAUGGGAUCAAAUAUACAAUAUGAGUCUCCAAUCACCCCUUCCGAAGGUACUGUUGAGAAGUCAUAUAAACAUGUAUUCGAGACACCAAGACAAUUCUCAAUUAUUAAUCCUGACUUUGAUAAUAUUAUUGUUGAAAAUAAUUCUAAUGUCAAUAAGACAUUAGAAUUUCUUUUUAAAAUCUUAAAGGCACCUGAAAAAAGUAUUGUUAAUCAAGAUAGCCAUCUUGAAUCAAAAACACCAACUUUAAAUAAUGUACUAACGGAGUUAUCAAAUUUAAUAGUCAUUAAGUUAAAGGAAGAUGAAAGGUUACAGAGGAAUCGUGAUUCUUCAGAACAUUUGGUAAGAAGGUUAGAGUGUGAUGUAAGUAAUUUAGAGAGAGAUUUGAAAUCAAGGAAUGAUCAAAUAACUAAUCUUUUAGAUUCCAGAGCUGAGUUAGAAAAUUGCAUCGAUAAAGUUAAAAAUGUUAUGGAUGACAUAUUAAAAUGUAAAUCGAUCUCGAGAGUGGAUGACACAAAAGUUAGUUCUCAGGGUAUCCUUGAGAUGCUACCUACAUUCUAUGAUUCUAUUACGACGGUGUUAGAUGACUAUGGUAAAUUACAAAUUGAAUAUGAUUCAAUCUCAAAUAAAUCACAAGACAUCCAAAAUGAAUGUAAAAAUUUAAUCCUCGAAUUAGAGACGUCUCAAGAAAAAGUCUUGAGUUUGGAAAGUAAGCUAAGUGAGAGCACUAAGUUACAAGCUGAAACUUUUAGAAGACAUAGCCACAGCCAUGCAUUACCAUUGCUUAGAAGAACGAAUGAAAAAUUACAAAUAGAUUACCAAAGGGAAAGAUCGAAAGUGUUGGAGUUAAGAAAAGAACAUAAGAAUAAAGAUAAAUUUUUAAAAGCAUACGAAAUUUAUAGAACAGAAUCACUCCAAUUCAUGAUAUAUUUGAUGCAUUCUUUCAGAUCAUUUGCGACAGACGAGUCUAUUGUUGAAUAUGAUAAUCAUGUCAAGUCACUAAAUGAAUUUUAUUUCAACAGCAAUAUUGUUAAAGAGGCUGGCGAACGUGAAAUAGAAAUUAAAUGUCAGAAAUUCACAAACGACGUUACGAGUUUUUAUCAAGAAGUUGCCAAAUCUAAAUUUUUGGAUCAAUUAUUGGAAAAAUACCUUUCCUUCAUGCUCUCAAACGAAUUCUUAAGUACAAAAAUAACAGGCUUAAGAAGACAAAACCAAGACUACGAAAUUUAUGCAAACCAUUUAUUAGAGAAAUUAAACGAUGUUACAACUCAUUUUCAAUCAGAGAAGAACUGA